CUGUGGUUAUUACUAUUAUUUUGAAUUUCUCAUAAGAAUGCUAAGGAAUUAAAUUUGACGUUUAAGUAGUUUUGGUUUUUUGUAGGGGACGCUUCCUAUUCUCUUACUGGUUCCUCGUUUGAAAAUUAUUUAAAACAAAACGAAAAUAAAAAUAACCCUGAACAAACCUAAAAAUGAAAGCAAUAAUAACAUCAGGUUCGAAUUCGACACAUCAAAAAACCUCUCAAUACCACUGUUCUCUUAAUUAAGGUCAGUAUUUCGCAAGUUAUUAAAAAAAAAAAGAAAUUAAAAAUAAAACUUUAGCUCCUUGUAUCUUGGAAACGAAGCAUUUCAGACAUAUAUUUAUUUGGAUAAUUAAUAUUUGAAUAUUGUAAGGAUUCACCUCCUGAAGUUUGUCAAAGUACUUUUGAAUCACCUUGCAUAAUGACGUCUUGCUAAAAAAUCAACCAAGCAAGUAACCUAAAAGAAGAAAUAUAUCGAUGUCCCUACCAUAGAAAUAAUUAUAUCAAAUCCAUAGAUAAGGGAUCCUACUUUUGCAUUUAUCUAUGGUCAAAUUUUCAGGUAAACAUUUUGCGUUUGGUACUUGAUAAUUUUUUUACAUUUUAUUUCUUCGUUUUAUAAAAAAUUGAAGUCUCAUUCAUAGGAUUAUUAUUUUCAUACUACUUGCUGUCGUAACUUUCAAUUAGCAAAAUGGAAUUAGCUGAACAGCCUACUGAAGAGAAAACCCAAUUUUCAUUAAGUGAAUCUAUUCUGUUACUUAAAAAUGAAGAAGGAAAUUAUGAAACAUGUAAGACUGAAACUGACGAUUUGGAAGUUGUUGAAGAAUUUAUUGAUGGAAAUCAAGUAUAUAACAGAGAUGCAUUUAUUGAUCAAAUUGAGAGUAAUGAUUUGAAUAACACAUACAAGCAAAGUGUUUCUUCUGACCCUAAAAUGGAGGAAAGCUUUCAAGAUGAAAAAAAUUAUCAGUUGAUUUCCAAAGAAGAGCUUGAUAUGAAAGAUCUGGAUUCUAAGCAAGAAACUAUUAGUAAUUUAACUUCCAAAAAAUAUUACAAACUCAAGAAACAUAUAGAUACUUACGAUUCAAAUUCGAAGAAACAUAAGUGUCAUAUAUGUGAGUAUGCUUCGAAUAACAAAUCUCAUUUAAAAGAACAUCUAGAUUCUGUUCAUUUCAAUUCAAAGUCACAUAAAUGCCAUUUAUGUGAUUAUGCUUUUAAUCUUAAAACUCAUCUACAAUCCCAUAUAGAUUCUAUUCAUCUGAAUAUAAAACAUUUGUGUAAUAUCUGUGAUUCUACUUUCAUUCAGAAAAGAUACCUCAGAUCUCAUAUGGAUUCUGUUCACUUCAAUUUGAAGCAGCAUAAAUGUGAUUUAUGUGAUUUUGCUUCUAAUCGUAAGGCUUACCUCAAUUCACAUAUACAAUCUGUUCAUAUGAAUUUGAAGCAACAUAAAUGCAAUUUAUGUGAUUAUGCUACAAAUCAGAAAUCUCUCAUUAAAUCACAUGUAGAUUCUGUUCAUUUGAAUGCAAAGCCUCAUAGGUGUCACUUAUGUGAUUUUGCUUCUAAUCGUAAGUCUAACCUCAAAUCACAUAUAGAUACGCUUCAUUUGAAUUUGAAACAGCAUAAAUGCAAUCUCUGCGAAUAUGCCACCAGUCAGAAAUCUAAUCUCAAAGGACAUAUAGAUUCUGUUCAUUUGAAUUCAAAGUCACAUAAAUGCCAUUUAUGUGAUUAUGCUUCUAACCAUAAAACUCAUCUAGAAACCCAUAUAGAUUCUGUUCAUCUGAACAUAAAGCACUUGUGUAAUUUCUGUGAAUCUACUUUCACUCAAAAAAUACACCUUAAAUCUCAUAUAGAUUCUGUUCACUUGAAUUUGAAGCGACAUAAAUGCAAUUUAUGUGAUUAUGGUACGAAUCAGAAAUCCCUUAUCAAAUUACAUAUAGAUUCUGUUCAUCUGAAUGCAAAGCUUCAUAAGUGUCACUUAUGUGAUUUUGCUUCUAAUCGUAAGGCUUACCUCAAUUCACAUAUACAAUCUGUUCAUAUGAAUUUGAAGCAACAUAAAUGCAAUUUAUGUGAUUAUGCUACAAAUAAGAAAUAUCUCAUUAAAUUACAUGUAGAUUCUGUUCAUUUGAAUGCAAAGCCUCAUAAGUGUCACUUAUGUGAUUUUGCUUCUAAUCGUAAGUCAAAUCUCAAAUCACAUAUAGAUACAAUUCAUUUGAAUGUAAAGCCUCAUAAGUGUCACUUAUGUGAUUUUGCUUUUAAUCGUAAGUCUAAUCUUAAAUCACAUUUAGAUUCUGUUCAUUAGAAUUUGAAACAACAUAAAUGGGAUUUAUGUAAUUUUGCUUUUAAUCACAUAUAUUGUCUCGAACUUCAUAUAGAAAUAUUCAAUUUGAUUAAUAUUCAAAUGUUUUUUUUUUUGGAGAAUUGUAUGAAUAUUUUGAAGAUUAAAUUGUGAUUAAGUUUUUAUAUUCUUGACAUGUUGGAUUGUAGUUCAUAGUCGUAUGUGUUCAAAGAAAAUUGUUUUGAUAUAAUUAGAUUUGUACAAUCAAAAGAUACAUAACUGGAGAAGAUAAAGAGAAUGGUAAUAAAAUUAACAAUUGCAAUGUAUAUAAUAAUUCGUUAUUGCUCAUUAUAAUCUAUUAUUUCUUGAAACCUAAAGCAUUAAUAAAUAUUUAGUUGUCCAUUUGCAUUGUUUCAUUUCACAAUUUUUCAGUAUUGUUCAUUAAAACCCCUUAAUAAAUAAUUUUCAAGAUUACAUUCUGUGACGUCUAAAUAACAGAUGCACAUACUUUCUCAUAUAUUCUUAUGGAUAAGAAUGGCUUUUCUAAAGUGAAACAUCUACAUAAAUAAAUAUAAAUAAUAGUUAUUAACCACAGAACACAAAUAUAUGUAACUAUAAUAACUUUCAAGAUGCAUCGAUUAUCAGACUUGAAUUUCUCUUGUCCAAAUAUAGAGAAAACGCUUGAAUUUGCUUGUAGCAAAUGUAGUUUUAGUUUUUUUACGUAGAUGUAAUAGAGGAAACAAUUAUUUUACUGAAAAAUGUGCAAGAAGUAGGUAGCCCAAAAAUGUUAUGAAUCUCCUCAAAAAAAAGAGGCGUAGGUGGCGCCCCCUAAAAAUGAAAGCAAUAAUAACAUCAGGUUCGAAUUCGACACAUCAAAAAACCUCUCAAUACCACUGUUCUCUUAAUUAAGGUCAGUAUUUCGCAAGUUAUUAAAAAAAAAAAAAAUUAAAAAUAAAACUUCAGCUCCUUGUAUCUUGGAAACGAAGCGUUUCGGACAUAUAUUUAUUUGGAAAAUUAAUAUUAGAAUAUUGUGAGGAAUCACCUCCUGAAGUUUGUCAAAGUACUUUUGAAUCACCUUGUAUAAUGACGUCUUGCUAAAAAAACAACCAAGCAAGUAACCUAAAAGAAGAAAUAUAUCGAUGUCCCUACCAUAGAAACAAUUAUAUCUAAUCCAUAGAUAAGGGAUCUUACUUUUGUAUAUAUCUAUGGUCAAAUUUUCAGGUAAACAUUUUGCGUUUGGUACUUGAUAAUUUUUUUACAUUUUAUUUCUUCGUUUUAUAAAAAAUUGAAGUCUCAUUCAUAGGAUUAUUAUUUUCAUACUACUUGCUGUCGUAACUUUUAAUAUGCAAAAUGGAAUUAGCAGAACAGCCUACUGAAGAGAAAACACAAUUUUCAUUAAGUGAAUCGAAUCUAUUACUCAAAAAUGAAGAAGGAGGUUAUGAAACAUGUAAGACUGAAACUGAAGAUUUGGAUGUUGUUGAACAAUUUAUUGAUGGAAAUCAAUUUUAUAACAGAAAAGCAUUUAUUGAUCAGAUUGAGAGUGAUGUUUUGAAUAACACAUAUAAGCAAAGUGUUUUUUCUGACCCUAAAAUGGAGGAAAGCAGUCAAGAUGAAAAAAAUUAUCAUUUGAUUUCCAAAGAAGAGCUUGAUAUGAAAUGUCUGGAUUCACAGCAAGAAACUAUUAGUAAUUUAACUUCCAAAAAAUAUCACAAACUCAAGAAACAUAUAGAUAUUAACGAUUCAAAUUCGAAAAAAGAUAAAUGUCAUAUAUGUGAGUAUGCUUCGAAUAACAAAUCUCAUUUAAAAGAACAUCUAGAUUCUGUUCAUUUCAAUGUGAAGCCACAUAAAUGUCAUUUAUGUAAUUUCACUUCUAAUAGUGAAGCUCUCCUAAAAACACAUAUAAAUUCUAUUCAUUUGAAAAAAAAGCAUUCGUGUCAUCUCUGUGAUUCUACUUUCAAUAAAAGAGUUCAUCUCAGAGCUCAUAUAGAUACAGUUCAUUUGAAUUUGAAACAACAUAAAUGUGUCUUCUGCGAUUAUGCCGCCAAUCAGAAAUCCAAUCUCAAAGGACAUAUAGAUUCUGUUCAUUUGAAUUCAAAGUCACAUAAAUGCCAUUUAUGUGAUUAUGCCUAUAAUCGUAAAACCCAUCUACAAUCCCAUAUAGAUGCUGUUCAUCUGAAUAUAAAGCAUUUAUGUGAUUUCUGUGAUUCUACUUUCACACAGAAAAAACACCUCAGAUCUCAUAUUGAUUCUGUUCACUUGAAUUUGAAGCAACAUAAAUGCGAUUUAUGUGAUUAUACCACGAAUCACAAAUCGCUCAUUAAAUCACAUGUAGAUUCUGUUCAUUUGAAUGCAAAGAAAUUUAAGUGUAAUUUAUGUGAUUUUGCUUGUAAUCGUAAGGCUUACCUCAAUUCACAUAUAGAAUCUGUUCAUAUGAAUUUGAAGCAACAUAAAUGCAAUUUAUGUGAUUAUGCUACAAAUGUGAAAUAUCUCAUUAAAUCACAUGUAGUUUCUGUUCAUUUGAAUGCAAAGCCUCAUAAGUGUCACUUAUGUGAUUUUGCUUCUAAUCGUAAGUCAAAUCUCAAAUCACAUAUAGAUAAAAUUCAUUUGAAUAUAAAGCCUCAUAAGUGUCACUUAUGUGAUUUUGCUUCUAAUCGUAAGUCAAUUCUCAAAUCACAUAUAGAUAAAAUUCAUUUGAAUAUGAAGCCUCAUAAGUCACUUAUGUGAUUUUGCUUUUAAUCGUAAGUCUAAUCUCAAAUCACAUAUAGAUUCUGUUCAUUAGAAUUUGAAACGACAUAAAUGGGAUUUAUGUGGUUUUGCUUUUAAUCACAUACAUUGUCUCAAACUUCAUAUAGAAAUAUUCAAUUUUAUUAAUAAUCAAAAAUCUCCUUUUGGGGAAUUAUACAAAUAUUUUAAAGAUUAAAUUGUAAUUAAAUUUUAUAUUCUUGACUGUAGUUCAUAGUCUUGUGCGUUCAAAGAAAAUUGUGUUGAUAUAAUCAGAUUUGUACAAUCAAAAGAUACAGAACUGUAGAAGAUAAAGAAAAUGGUAAUAUAAUUAAUUAUUGCAAUGUAUUGAAUAAUUUGUUAUUGCUCAUUAUAAUAUAAUAUAUAUAAUAUAAUAAUCUAUUAUUUUUUUAAACCUAAAGCAUUAAUAAAUAUUCAGUUAUCCA
Harmonia axyridis is the source of this 5438-nucleotide messenger RNA. RefSeq names its product zinc finger protein 888-like. Gene Ontology annotation, biological process: regulation of DNA-templated transcription. Gene Ontology annotation, cellular component: nucleus. NCBI's taxonomy places the organism in Eukaryota, Metazoa, Arthropoda, Insecta, Coleoptera, Coccinellidae. Gene Ontology annotation, molecular function: DNA-binding transcription factor activity, RNA polymerase II-specific; RNA polymerase II cis-regulatory region sequence-specific DNA binding. Bases 691 to 2295 code for a protein of 534 amino acids. The transcript has 3 exons. The record is from RefSeq and is a predicted model, not a curated record.